AUGCAUACAAUCUCCGACAUUCAGCUACCUUCCGAGCUCGUAGACAUUAUUAUCACAGAAUUCUGGUACUCCGAGCAUCCUUCAAGCGGACGAAUUACCUUUAUGAAAGCCUGCCCUUUUAUCAACAGCAUUUGGAGGGACGUCUACGCACGUAUCACUUCUCGAGACAUCUACGUCCCUACGGCCGCAUAUCUACUAUAUCUCAGCUCUAUCAUCCCAAGGGACGAUUCCCCAAUUUAUGGUCGCCUUCCUUCCGAUUCCACUCGUACCAUAACUUGCUAUGUCGAUCUCACAAAUUCGACGGAUGACGCUGCCAAAGACCCCUAUUCAGUUUUCUGCAGCCUGCCCAACUAUCUCGGCUUUCGCAGAUGCUUUUCCAGCAUCGAGUGA
Messenger RNA from Guyanagaster necrorhizus, 390 nucleotides. RefSeq lists its product as uncharacterized. The record is from RefSeq and is a predicted model, not a curated record. The transcript has a single exon. NCBI's taxonomy places the organism in Eukaryota, Fungi, Basidiomycota, Agaricomycetes, Agaricales, Physalacriaceae. The coding region runs from base 1 to 390 and encodes 129 amino acids.